UCAAAUUCCAACUUGGCCUGAACAUUUGGUGGAUUUUAAUUAACAAUUUAAAAUUUAAAUAAAUAUUUUGCAGUUAUGGAGAACACUGGGAAAUUGAGUGGAAAAACUUUGUUCAUAACAGGAGCUUCACGUGGAAUUGGAAAAGCGAUUGCAUUGAAAGCUGCUGCUGAUGGAGCGAAUAUUGUUAUCGCCGCUAAAACAGCUGAGCCUCAUCCCAAACUUUCUGGAACAAUUUACACAGCUGCGAAGGAAAUUGAAGAUGCCGGUGGAAAAGCACUGGCCUGCAUUGUGGACGUUCGUGACGAAGCUCAAGUGAAGGCUGCUGUUAAGAAAGCGGUUGAAAUGUUUGGGGGAAUCGAUAUUGUUGUAAAUAAUGCAUCAGCCAUCAGUCUCACUCAAGUUGGUGAAACUGACAUGAAGCGAUUCGAUUUAAUGCACAACAUCAACACUCGAGGAACUUUCCUCGUCACAAAGGAAUGUCUGCCAUUCCUUCUGAAGUCCAAUCACCCUCAAAUUCUUAACAUUUCUCCGCCGUUAAGCAUGGAGCCUCGCUGGUUCGCAAACCGUGUUGCUUACACCAUCGCCAAAUAUGGGAUGAGCAUGUGCGUGUUGGGAAUGGCUGAAGAAUUUAAGAAGUUCAAUAUUAAUGUGAACGCUUUGUGGCCGGAAAAAAUCAUCCAAACAGCUGCAACCGUUAUGCUUCGAGGCAAUGACAGUGAUCAAUUUGCCAGGAAGACUGAUAUCAUGGCAGAUUCCGCUUACGCUCUCUUAAUAAGAGAUCCGGGAUCUUGCACCGGAAACUUUUAUACGGACGAAGAAGUUUUGAUUGAAGAAGGAAUCACUGAGUUUAAGCAAUAUGCUUGUCAUCCUGAAUUCAACGACAUGUUGUUGACAGACGCCUUCUUAAGUGAAAAGGCGAAACUUUAAUCAGCACACAAAGCAGCUGGACUCACUUUAAAAAAAUCAAUUUCAAAUUUUACAUUUAAGUCGUCAGAUUGUGAAUAAAAUUUUGGCAUUAAAGUG
Messenger RNA from Clunio marinus, 1023 nucleotides. Lineage: Eukaryota; Metazoa; Arthropoda; Insecta; Diptera; Chironomidae. The record is from the annotation of a GenBank genome assembly.